Messenger RNA from Tripterygium wilfordii, 2908 nucleotides. Its product is annotated as serine/threonine-protein kinase BLUS1. The transcript is spliced from 21 exons. Gene Ontology annotation, molecular function: ATP binding; protein kinase activity; protein serine/threonine kinase activator activity. Gene Ontology annotation, biological process: protein phosphorylation. NCBI's taxonomy places the organism in Eukaryota, Viridiplantae, Streptophyta, Magnoliopsida, Celastrales, Celastraceae. The record is from RefSeq and is a predicted model, not a curated record. Bases 191 to 2359 code for a protein of 722 amino acids.
CUCUCUCUAAAAUCGGCAUCUCAUGGCGGUCAACGGACCGAGAGUAUGUCGCUCCUAGAGACUCCUCUUUGCUUCAGAGCUAGACUUUUCUCUCUCUUGACAGAGUCUAGACUCUAGAGUGGUUUUUUUUAGUUGAAAGCGGUUUGGUGACACUGGUUGGCGGUAUUUAGGGCUGUUUUGCAGUAGGGUUAUGGGGAGGACGGGAGGUAGCAGUAAGACGUACUCGGCGAAUCCCAACGACUACAGGCUUCUGGAAGAGAUUGGUUAUGGAGCUAGUGCUACGGUUUAUAGAGCGAUCUACGUGCCUUUCAAUGAAGUGGUGGCAGUGAAGUGCUUGGAUCUCGAUCGAUGUAACAGCAACCUGGAUGACAUACGCAGAGAGGCUCAAAUAAUGAGUCUGAUUGAUCAUCCAAAUGUUAUAAGGGCUUUUUGUUCAUUUGUUGUUGACCGAAAUCUAUGGGUAGUCAUGCCAUUCAUGGCUGAAGGUUCUUGUUUGCACCUCAUGAAGAUAGCGUAUCCAGAAGGAUUUGAAGAGCCUGCUAUUGCUUCUAUUCUGAAAGAAACAUUAAAGGCUUUGGAAUACCUUCAUCGACAGGGGCAUAUUCAUCGAGAUGUUAAGGCUGGAAACAUACUACUUGACACUAAUGGGGUGGUGAAGCUGGCGGACUUUGGUGUUUCAGCCUGCAUGUUUGACACAGGUGAUCGACAGCGUUCAAGGAAUACUUUUGUCGGGACUCCAUGCUGGAUGGCACCAGAGGUAUUGCAGCCUGGAAGUGGAUACAAUUCCAAGGCCGAUAUAUGGUCUUUUGGCAUAACAGCGUUGGAGUUGGCCCACGGUCAUGCACCUUUUUCAAAAUAUCCUCCCAUGAAGGUUCUGCUGAUGACCAUACAGAAUGCACCUCCUGGUCUUGAUUAUGAUCGUGAUAAGAAGUUCUCUAAGUCUUUUAAAGAAUUGGUUGCCAUGUGUCUGGUAAAAGAUCAAGCAAAAAGACCUACUGCAGACAAGUUAUUGAAGCACUCCUUCUUUAAAUAUGCAAAGCCGGCAGAGCUUUCUGUCAAGAAGUUGUUUGCUGACUUGCCACCUCUUUGGAAUCGUGUAAAAUCCCUUCAGCUUAAAGAUGCUGCACAAUUAGCUCUGAAGAGAAUGCCUUCGGCAGAACAAGAAGCUAAAUCACAGAGUGAGUACCAGCGCGGAGUUAGUGCUUGGAACUUUGAUAUUGAAGAUUUGAAAUCCCAAGCAUCGCUAGUACAAGAUGAUGAUGAUAUGGCAGAGCUAAGGGAAGAAGAUGAAAUCAUGAAAUCAGCUGUUACUGAUAAGGUGCUAAAAGAAUAUGAAUUUAGUUUAUCAAGAUCAAAUUUAAAUAGUGAAUUAGCACAAGAUGAGGCCCGGGGAAAAGCAAAUGAUAGUGAACACCAGUCUGAGAACGUGAAUAAAAAGGGCAAGACCCUUGAAUUUGAAAUACUAGAACCUGUCGGCCAGCAGAAGACUAAUUGGAAGAAAGAUGGAACGAGCACAGAGGCGAGUGCAUCAACCUCUGAAAAGGAUAUAGUUCAGGCAAUGAAUAAAACAAUAAAAAGUCGACAAACUCAGAGCGGCCCUCUCAUGCCUGGAAUUGCGCUUAGUCAUUCAUCAUCUGAAAAGGGGUGCACUCAUGAGAGGUUUGAGAUUGAAAGCCAACAAGUAGGUGAGAAAGCUACUCGUGAGUUUCGUAAAGCACCAAGCUUCAGUGGUCCAUUGAGGCUUCCAAAUCGAGCUUCGGCAAACAGUUUAUCAGCUCCAAUUAAAUCUUCAGGAGGAUUCAGAGAUUCUUUGGAUGAUAAAUCUAAGGCCAAUCUAGUCCAAAUUAAAGGACGAUUUUCAGUAACAUCAGAGAAUUUAGAUCUUGUAAAGGAUAUUCCAUUAAGUACAGUUCCACGUCGAUCUUCACAGGCAUCACCACUUAGAAAGUCUGCUAGUGUUGGUGAAUGGAUAUUUGAAUCCAAGCAAAUGUCUGCCAGUCAGUCCCCAAAAGAUAUUAGCAAUGGUACUGUACCUGCAAAUCAAGUCAUGCCUCACCUUCAGAAUAUUUUCCAACAGACCUCAACGCAACAGGAUCUUAUCUUGAAUUUGUUGAAUAACUUGCAACCAGCUGAGGUGGGAGAUGUUGCUCAAAAUGGAAAGCUACCGCCACUGCCUCGAAGCCCUGAGAACAAUGGAAAUGUUGAUACUGCAACUUAUGAGCGGGAGCGUUCCCUGCUCACCAAGAUUUCUGAGCUCGAAGCUAGGAUGAUGAGUCUGACAGAUGAACUGAAUGCUGAAAGGUUAAAAUUUGUACAAUUGCAACAGCACCUAAAUUCCAUCUCUCCUGAAGAAAAUUAGAAGAUGAAGAGUGCUUUUGAAGCCUAAAGUGAUGCCUCCAUGUACAUUCUGGCAAGGGCUGUAAAUGAUGCAGCAAAGAGUUAUAGGCAUUCUUUGCAUAAACAGAUCAUGCAGUCAUUUCUGGCCAUUGAUAAUAAUAUAAGGCAUCAACGAUCAGUCGGCAUCCAAAUCAGACUUACAUUGAAAGCUUUCUUUGGAGAUUUCUGCGAGCUCUUUAAUUGGGAGAGCAUCAGGAUGUCUUCUCUUUCAGGAGCCAGAUGCCAUGAGUAACGAGAAUUGAGUGUCUAUACAUUGAUAUUAAUUUAUGCUUAUUCAAACUUAUUAAUUUGUCAAUAGGAAUAGAUGAUCUUGUAUAUGUGAAAGUAGAAUCAGGUAAAAUCAUUCUCUCCUUUUAAUAUCUCAAAUAGUUCCAAGUUUUAUGAUAGCUUACGAUAUGGAGAUUUGUGACUAUUUUGACACCAACAUCUCCUUGCUUUGACUUGCUUGGAUGGAUGAAUCUUCUCCACUACAGAAAAUAAUGGAGGAAACCACCCUUGUGUUCUGCAAUAA